Messenger RNA from Acaulospora morrowiae, 1542 nucleotides. The record is from the annotation of a GenBank genome assembly. NCBI's taxonomy places the organism in Eukaryota, Fungi, Glomeromycota, Glomeromycetes, Diversisporales, Acaulosporaceae.
AUGACUACGGAAAGGCUCAUCAACGAUUACCAGAUCAGUGACGAUUGGCUUUUGAAUGAACAAAGAAAAUUCGAAUAUUUUUGCAACGAGAACCUUCAAGAAUUUACUGCGACUUGUCUGUUAGAAGUUGAAUGGCUAAAAAGUUACUUGACAGAUGUCAUACUUCAUUCGAGUGCAAUUCCUCGGAACCAAUCACCGGAGUGUACCAACCAGGAUCAACGGCAUGAUGCACAACACGGAAUACUCGGGAAUCGUAAACACAGCGCGAAUCCAGAAGCCUUCCCCAAUAACAAUAUCUUGCAUUCAAACGGGUUCAUGAUUUCUGAUGCACAUUAUGAUAACGAACAGGAUAAGGGAAAAUACAAAGACCCAGAUGUUAAUAACACGGCUAGAGAACAUGAAAGUAAAAAGUUGGAGCGCAAGAAAACUCUAAAUAAUUCAAAUUUCAUCAGGACCGGGCAAUAUACUGAACCGUACAGCCUUGCUUCUCGAGACAGCAAUGCUGCUUCCCGGGAUUGUAUCAAAACUUCUAAUGAUAAUCCGAAUAAAAAGACAUUUCCGAAACGAUUAGCGCAAUCAAAACCUGAGAUAAAAUCUCUCGUGUUAGCGGCUGCUGCGGCAAAAAAGGAGCAGGAAGAACAAGAAAAAAAAUCAGAAAGAAUAAAGGAAUGGGAAGCCAAACGUUUGGCUGCUUUACAACGAAGGCAGGAAGAAGAACAAAAGCGAUUGCAAAAUGCUAAACAGCGCGAAGAAGCAUGGAAAAGAAAAGCAAACUUCGUUCCGGAAGUGAAAAAAAAGGAGAAUGAAGGGUCGAGAAAAAAACGAGUGGAGAAAUUUGUUGUACAAAAAAAGAAGAAAGAUAUUGACAUGCAGCAAAAAAAUGACGUGUCAUUUGAAAAAACAUUACCUCAUUCUGAAUUCAAGGAACAUCUGUUAUUUAAAAAAUCACCUCUAAGAAGCUCCGAUUUUUUAUUUAAUAAAAAGAACGAUCUACCAGAAUCGAAUUGGAACACGAGAACGAAUGAUGAGAGUCUGCACAUGUGCCAAGCUGAGCCUUCAAGUCUAUUGUUUGCAGACACAGAUACACGCAUGAGCGGAGACGAGAUUGGCAUCAUAUUAACAGACAAUGAUAACGAAAUUUUAAAAUCUGCUAGAAAGACAAAAACUUCGCAUUCGCAUUCGCAUUCGCAGGAAGAGAUGAACAAGUAUCAAUACAAAGAGGAAAGUUUUUUAGGACAUUUUGAUAUGCAGGUGGAUUUAACGGAGACAAGCGGCGAAAGUUCAAGCAGCGAAGAGGAAGUGAAUAAUCCGAAACGUCCAGAAUGGUGUCAACCUUCGAAUCUUAAGGCGGCUUUAAUACGUCAGGCUUCGAUUGAUCCCGAGAUCAUUUUUGGAAAGGUUCAACCAUUGAAUAUGGAGAAAAUUUUCAAAGGACGUGAACGUAAAUUCCGUCAGCGUUCCAGUUCAGCGAAUUGGCUCGGUGGAGACGCUUUGACCGUUCAAGAAGAAAUAGAAUACAAAUCCCGCAUGGGAUUCAAAUGA